ACACGUAGAUCUGCCAUUGCUUCUCUGACCCUGCCAUGCUGUUGCGGCUUCGCAUUCCAGCCUUUUGGUGGUCUCUAUGUUCUCUUUCGAACGCCCGUCGGUAUCCUCACCCUUCCUCCUCCUUCCAACUCAGCCUUUCUUCUUCAAGCCAUCCUCAGGUUUCUGGCAUAUUGGACGGUGAUUGCGAUGGUUUCUUGCCAUGGUUGGAGCGGAAAGCUGUCUCUAAGAUUUCAUCAGCACUUUCAAUUGGGAAAGCUCCAUGUGGCAGGGCUCUGUUUGCCUCUAGGAUUAUACACACUGGGGAAUGCAUUUUGCAGGUUCCUUAUGCUGUGCAAAUGACUGUGGACAAUUUACUCCCAGAAAUCAGAUCUUUGAUCAGCACUGAAGUUGGAUGUAUUUCAAAACUUGCUGUUGUUAUUCUAGUUGAGCAGAAACUGGGUCGGGACUCCGAGUGGGACCCUUAUAUUAGCUGUCUUCCUCAGCAAGGACAGCUGCAUAAUACAAUAUUUUGGAGUGAAAGUGAAUUGGACAUGAUUCGGCUAAGCUCAGUGUAUCAGGAAACUAUCAAUCAAAAGUCUCAAAUUGAGAAGGACUUUUUGGCAAUCAGACCAGUUUUCAAAAGUCUUCUUAAAAGUUUUGGAGAAUUUACUUUCAAGGAUUUCAUGCACGCCUGCACACUUGUUGGUUCUCGAGCAUGGGGAAGCAUGAAGGGCUUAUCUCUGAUUCCUUUUGCAGAUUUCUUGAAUCACGAUGGAGAUUCAGAUUCAAUUGUAAUGAGCGAUGAUGACAAACAGUACUCAGAAGUUAUUGCUGAUCGUGACUAUGCUCUUGGUGAACAGGUAUUAAUAAGAUAUGGAAAAUUUUCUAAUGCUACCUUGAUGCUGGACUUUGGCUUUACACUUCCAUACAACAAUUACGAUGAGGUCCAGAUCCAGCUUGAUAUACCUAAGCAUGAUCCUCUGCGUGACCUGAAGAUGGAACUCUUGAGGCAAUAUUUUGUGCGCCCAAACAAAGACGUGAAGGGAUUGAGUAACUCUGUCAAUUCUUUCAUAAUCAAGGAAGUGACAUCUGCUAAAGGAAAGGGACUUCCACAAUCUCUUCGUGCGUUUGCUCGCGUCCUUUCGUGCACCUUUCCUCAAGAACUUGACGAUUUGGCCAUGGAGGCCGCACAAACUGAUGGUAGGCUCGCUAGGCGGCCAUUGCGCAAUAUCAGCAAAGAGAUUGAAGCACACCUGCUGUUGUCUUCAUUAUUCAACAAAUUAAUUGCCGAGCACUCUGAAGCCAUUCUGUCAUUGGAAUUGUCUAAUGCUCCUUCCCUUUCAACAAAACUUGCUGUUAGAAGGAAAAUGGCUCGGGAUCUCCUAGUUGGUGAGCUUCGCAUUCUCAAAUCUGCUUCUGCUUGGCUUGACAAUUAUUGUUCUUCUUUGACUGGACGAUCUAUUCAUUGCUAGCCCUGAAACUUGACGACGAGUUUAGUAUGAUAGUCAGAAAGAGAAUUUUUUUUUCUUUCGCUUUUGCAAUAUUUAUAAUAUCCGUACUUUCAUUAUUUGAUAGUUUUCAUACCAAACAGAUUCUUGCCGUCUUUGGAUGCUUUCAUAAAGCAUAGCACCAUUUUUUAGAAUAUCUAUUAAUUCUUAUUCAUGAUUGGAUUUCAAAUGUAAUUACUUAGAUGACAGCAGAAAAACUUAUAUUUCAUAA
Neltuma alba is the source of this 1698-nucleotide messenger RNA. RefSeq names its product ribulose-1,5 bisphosphate carboxylase/oxygenase large subunit N-methyltransferase, chloroplastic. The transcript is spliced from 15 exons. The record is from RefSeq and is a predicted model, not a curated record. Bases 36 to 1451 code for a protein of 471 amino acids. Gene Ontology annotation, molecular function: protein-lysine N-methyltransferase activity; protein binding. Gene Ontology annotation, biological process: peptidyl-lysine monomethylation. Lineage: Eukaryota; Viridiplantae; Streptophyta; Magnoliopsida; Fabales; Fabaceae.